Molecule: messenger RNA, 1415 nt
Organism: Clupea harengus (Atlantic herring)
Lineage: Eukaryota; Metazoa; Chordata; Actinopteri; Clupeiformes; Clupeidae
Product: ADP-ribosylation factor-like protein 4D
Molecular function (GO): GTP binding; GTPase activity
Source: RefSeq, a predicted model, not a curated record
CGGGAGGGGGGUUGAAAAGAGGUGCCUAUUUUGUUUCGGCGCACCCUUUGUGCUCCUUAAUUACCACCGACAGACCGGGGAGAGCAGAGGUGAAGUCACUCUAUCAAGGAGCAGGCGACGCAACCGCGGAUCAUCUCAACUUUGCAGAAAGCUCUCAACAGCAAGUGUCGGAUUCUAAGAGUGUGCCACAAUCUUCAGCCUUCUGAAAUCCCAGAAUGGGAAAUCAACUGACCGACAUGUCUCCUAACACACCCUUCCUACCAAAUCUCCAGCCUUUACACAUUGUGGUGCUUGGCCUUGAUGCAGCAGGGAAGACCUCCUUGCUUUACAGGCUCAAACUGCGUGAGUUUGUGGAGACCAUCCCCACCAAAGGCUUCAACAUGGAGCGAGUCAAAGUGGCACUGUCAGCUGGCAGUUCCAAGACCACUACCUUCCAGGUGUGGGAUGUCGGCGGACAGGAGAAACUCCGACCACUGUGGAAAUCUUACAUGCGCCGGACGGACGGCCUGGUGUUUGUGGUGGACUCCAAUGAAGGGGAGCGUCUGGAGGAGGCCAAAGCAGAGCUCCAGAAGGUCUGCCGAGCGCCAGAGAACCAGGGAGUGCCCGUCCUGGUCCUGGCCAACAAGCAGGACCUGCCCCAGGCCAGGAACGAGGUGGAGGUGGAGAAGGCUCUGGGUCUCCAUGAACUGAGCACCUCCACGCCACGUCACACACAGGGCUGCAGUGCGGUGGAUGGCCAAGGUCUCCAAGCAGGCUUGGAAAGACUCUACGAGAUGAUCCUUAAGAGAAAGAAGUCAAACAGGAGCAGCAGGAAGAGGAGAUGACCUGUCUCACUUUUUUUCUCCCCUUGGAGAAGUGGCCAGAAAAGACGGUUGCAGUAAAGGAGAAAGUCUCCUCCACUGUGAGCCAAAGUCAGUCGACGUGGCUUGGAUUCAAGGUCGAAUCCAGCUGAAUGCAAAAAGGGUGCAGAUAUGUUUGCUUUAGUGUGGGUCUGGAUUCUGCAAGUCGUACAGAACUGCCAACAUCCCCACCAAAAGCUGGCAAGAGCACUGGAGACUGUUCUUCUGUUGAGCCAGUCGGUCACUGAUCAUGUUGCCAAAGUGGUUGCGAAGUACAAAGAACUCUUUUAUUUAGCAUUUCACUGCACUGUAAUUGACUGUUCUGUGGUGUGGUAUUGGCUUGGCGCCUAAAAGAACAGGGAAAUGAUAGGUUUCACUAUUGUAAUGGGAGAAGAACACUAGCCCAAGAUUUGAACCCAAGACCUGCCAUUGAACUGUUACAUUAUGAAGAUUUGGACUUCAGUAUUUGAGCUGUGCUCAACCAUUCCUCAUUUUUUCUCGAGAACAAAACCAUGUAUCUGUAUUUUUCUGUACAUUUUCUGAGUAAAAUAAAUUAUUGAAGAUGUUUGAACACAA